Parus major (Great Tit) is the source of this 11009-nucleotide messenger RNA. It is a transcript of the gene PRR14L, whose product is annotated as proline rich 14 like. The record is from RefSeq and is a predicted model, not a curated record. NCBI's taxonomy places the organism in Eukaryota, Metazoa, Chordata, Aves, Passeriformes, Paridae.
UCAGGGCAACUGAUCUUCAACAGCCCUGAUGCUCUCAUCUGGAGUGGAGUCUCUCCUUGAUUCUUCUGUGUCUGCUGUAAUAGAGGAGUUGUACACUGGACUGCCGGAGAGCACAGAGCUCAUGGCCGUGCCGGGGCCCAGCCUUGGAUUAGAUGCACAGUCUGAUGGGCUGGUACCCGUGCUGGCACACAGGGAUGGGCCAUGGACUUCUGCCACGGGAAACUUCUGCCAGAAGACAGAGGAUUUGGGUGAUAUGCUCCAGGUGAUUUCUCAUGGGCCAGCAGAAUCCUUUCCUGAAGAAUUAUUACAGGCUGGAGACCUUGCAGAGGAUGAAAAAAGCAGAAGAGGACACUUUAGGAAACUAGACUGUUCUAGUGAUGGAUACCAGAAAGAAGAUGUAGAGGCACAAGGUGCUGAGGACCAUCAUGCUGAAUGUUGUCCUUUAACUCCGGGGGAAGGUUGGUCAGAACAAGAGGACCCUCACUUAAACGAGCAAGGAACAAAGUCCUUGAGAACCUGCUGCGCUGAAACUGCAGGAUCUGUGAGGAACACAGAAGAAAACCAAGCAAAUGUUCAGGUGACAGCUGAAACUCUGCCAAAGCUCACUGAAGAAGUACAAGGUAUGAAGGCUGAUGGGACUAGAAUAUUUAGUAAAGCAGGAUGCAGGAAUGACAGAGUGAGUAAAGGUCUUCCACCUGAAAGCAAUCAAUGCCCAGACGUAGACACAGUCAUGGCCAGAGCUGGGGUUUCAGAAACCAACAUCUUAGGUUUUUUAGAGCCUUUAAAAGUCAUGGACAUUGGAGCAGCUACAGAUUAUCCACAAGAAACAAGUGACUAUAGUGGGUCAAAAGCCCAUGCUGCCAUGCCAUUGAGAGCAGGGGGGAAUGGUGUAUCUGUUUUGGAGAUUAGAGAAGAAAAGUUACCCAGACAAAAUCAUCUUAAUGAAUUCAGUUCGUCGUUUGUUAGUUGCCAGACUUGUCAGCAGGAUGAAGAAAAUUAUGCUUAUGACUUCUUUAAGGGUACUGUACCUGAACAAAAUGAACCUCGUGAAUUGUUCUCAGCAGAAAGCUGUAGAACACUCUCCACACAAAGUUCUGAAGUUUUAUGCCCGGUUCUGAAAAGCAUCUCUUAUCUGGACUUUGGAAAUACGUCUCUAGAAAGCCGUUCUGCAGUUCAUGGAAUUACCAGUGAAACCCCCCAGAAGUACCUUCCCCAAAACAUCAAACAUCAUACUCUUUAUGAUCAUGGAACUGGGUUUUUGGAAAACCAAACCUCCACAUCUGUACCAGUAGAACAGAUCUCAGUGGUAAGGAACAAAGGAUUAUCUAGUGCAAAAUCUGAUCCUAGGGAAUUAAGUGCUACUACAGGAAAAUCACACAGCUCUGAACCUGAAGAGGCUGCUGAAGUCUGGAGAAAAAUUGCUGUGGGAGAUAAUAUUGAAAUGUGUAGCUGGCCUGAAGCUCAAGAGGCUGCCAAUUCUGAGCGUUGUCGUUCUCCAGUUUUUAGUUCUGUUGCUCCAUCUUCUCAUAAGUUCUCAAAAGAAAAAUUUAAAAUACUCCCUUCAGAAGGUGAUAAGUUGAAAAAGGACCAGUGGCAAUUCUCUGUCAGUGACCCAUGCAAAAAUGAUAUAAAAGAAAAUUGUUUGUGGGUGGAAACAAGUAACAUUGCUUCCCAUGAAACUGGACAGAGAGACAUAUGCUUUUAUAGUACUGCCAAUAAAAUUCCUCCUCUCAGUAAUCACAGCUGUCUUGACCUUGGUACCAAGCUAGGAAAAGACUCACCCAAGGCACAACUGCUUGAAAAGGAAUCUGAGAGCAAUACAACAUCAGAAGAGUUUGCUGGUAGUUUAGUUGGAGCUCCAGAAGCUGAGAGUAGUGACAGCUUAUCCAGUGGGAGCAAACCCAAUUUGUUUUAUACACUAAAUGUAACUCUACCUCCUGUUUUACAAAAAUCAAGAGAACCUCAUUAUAAUGAGUGUCUUCCUUGUACUGCUAAAGAAGUUUCAUGCAGGGACCAGGCUUGGGGUAAUCUGUCUAGAAAAGAAUCAGUUGGUGCUUCUGGAACAACAGUGGAACCAAUUGCUGAAGUUUUGCUUCAUGAAGACAAAUUCAAGUCUUCUGUAAAUUCCAUGACUUCUGAUAACCCUAAUACAGCAAUCAGAAUAUCCCAAAUGAAUGUAAAAUCUUCUGCAGGAAAUAUGGAGAGAGUGGUCACUGGUUUAGAAAAUGAACAUUGUCACACAUGGAUUUGUAAUAAUCAGAAUAUAAAAAAACAGUGUACAGCUGCCAGUACUUCCUGUAUUUUAUCAGGGAGUACACGUGUGGAUGAAGUUUUCCUGGACAGUCAUUCUUUUGGUGUUGAAGUUGGUAAGAUUGAAGAAAAUGAUAAUUUGGAAGGAGAGUCUUCAUCAGGAUUUAACAGUAAAGAGGCAAUUACCUUUCCAGAAGCACAUGCCCCUUUGGCACGUGGAUGUCUUUGUGAAAAUGACUGGGGCAACAGAGGUAUAGCUCUGUAUGGGAUAAAUGACAUUCCCUCAGGAAAACCCAUGUUUUGUUCAGCAUAUACUGCAGAGAAGUCUACUGCUACCUUGGCAAGAGAUGAGAUUUCUAAUAAGAAUAUGGAGGUUGUGGAACAACUGGAACUUUGUAAAGUAACGGGCAGUGAAAUUGUCAGUGACAGAGAGGAGGCAAAAGAACAGAUUGGCAUAUGUGCUUCCCAGAGAGAUGAAUUUGAUAAAACAAGAGCUGUGGAUUCCCAAAAUGCUCCUGGAAGCCAUCAGAGAAAUAAGACUAGUGAACAGCUAUUAGUCAGAUAUUUGAACAAAAACACCUGUGCUCAUAAUUUUGGAUUUUACAACUCUCUGUUAGGCCCACAGAAAAGAGAACUCAACACAUGUGAGCAGGAAGAAAUGCCAUUGCUCACAGCUGAUCCCUCCGGGUGUAGCACUUCAACCUGUGAUCCACACCCAGCACCUGACAACGUGAACAUUCCAACACAACAUGCUGGCCAAACAGAAGAGACCCUUUGUCUAAUGGGAAAUCAGUUUCAUCCAUGUCAGAGGGAGUCUGAUGUCCCAGUGCUGGGCAGUGAGCAACACUCAGAAAGUUUAACCAACCAACCAAACACUGGCUUACAAACCAUGGGUGGUUCUGUGGAAAAAGAUGAAAUUGGUCCUUAUCACAGUGAAGAGAUUCUGCUAAAAACAGGUGGUGACCUGCCUCUGUUAGACCAUAGAUAUGCAAGAGAAACCAGGUUUGAAGGAGGUCUACAAGAGAAUGUAAUGGGUUUGGACUCUUCAAUUGGUGUGAAAAAUGAAGAUUCUUUGGGAUACAUGGACUCCAUCAGUGAUCUAAUUGAACAGAAGACAGUCAGACUGCAAGAAUGUGAGAACAGAUGCGAAAGAAAAAAUAAAGGAACUCUUGAAGAAAACUUUUUUGAUGACAAACAACAUUGCUCACAGCAGGCUCAUUUUAUCGUAUGUGCAAAAGAGAAAGCAGAGCUGGAGUUUACAGGAAACAAAGCGCAGAAAUCUUUGCCAAAGAUGAAGUGGUUGGUGGAGAACCAGGAAAAUACAACUAGUGCUCAAUUUCUGCCCAUUUCAUCAAUUAAUGGGAGUCUUUCAUACAAGCCAGAAAAUAGGAAUGUGCUUUCAGAUACAGAAAACAGAGAAAGUCUGAGUAUAACUCCUAUCUUAAAUAACUCUUGUCCUCAGUUAACUUUUGAGCCUGGUAAAGAAACUGACGCUCAAAGGAGUGUUUGUCCAUCUCAUUUGGGAAAGUUUGACAUCCAAGAAUCUUGUGUUGAGACUCAGGCAGAUUCAGAAACUGUGUCAGCUCUGCACUCUCACAUCUCUCUGCCUGAGAAAGAAGAGUUGCAUAUGUCACCUGAGAGUACACAAAGAGAUAAUUAUGAUUCAUCUGCAGCUGGAGCUUUUAGCCAAGGUACAUCAAUGACAAAAAUUCUUUCUGUAACAAUUUCCGUUAAGAAAAAAUCCAGCAAUGUUGAGGUUCCAUCUUCAGGGAAUGGAUCAGCAGCUGGCUCUCUGAAUGGUGCCAAAAGCUCAAGAGUUUGUGCCCACAGCAAAAGAAGUCUGGAAGGUGAAGGGCUUUGCACACCAACUGUGUGAAUACCUAUCUUAAAUAAAUCUUGCCCACAGUUAGCUUUUGAGCCUGGUAAAGAAACUGGUGAUCAAAGGGGUAUUUGUGCAUUCCAUUCUGAAAAGUUUGAUAUCAAAGAAACUUCUAACAGGACUCAGAUGGAUUCAGAAACAAUGUCAGCUCUGAACUCUCACAUCUCUCUGCCUGAGAAAGAAAAGCUGUCUAUGUCACCUGAGAAUACACAAAGAGAUACUUCAUCUUCAGAUAAAAAAUUUAGCAAAGAUAGUUCAAUGACAAAAAUUCUUUCUGUAAAAAUUUCCGUUAAGAAAAAAUCCAGCAAUGUUGAGGUUUCAUCUUCAGGGAAUGGAUCAGCAGCUGGCUCUCUGAAUGGUGCCAAAAGCUCAAGAGUUUGUGCCCACAGCAAAAGAAGUCUGGAAGGUGAAGGGCUUUGCACACCAGCUGUGAAAGGUAUGGACAUGAGCUCACCAAAAAGUCCUUCUGGUGAAGAGAAGUUUAAGAAUACCUGUGUAGAACAGAAGAUAGAAAAAGAGGUAGCCCCUAGAGGAAGGUUGCCCAAAGAUUGUCCACGGGCCUUGGAAGAUUCUAAAGAGUCUGGUAGCAAAAUAGUCCCCCUCAGGACUGAGAAUUAUGGAAAGGUUUUGGAAGAAAUCCGAAGAUCCAAAUUAAAUCAUCUUUCAAAAGAAAGGCAAAAUGAUACAAAGCUCCCAAACUUAGCACAUACCAGUGUACUUUCACAAACUGUGCAUGAUUAUCAGGCUGGAGCUGUAUCUGACACAGAGGCUGCCCCAGAAGCACAGGAUAAUACAACACCCACAUUUUCUCCACCUCCGAGCACACUAUCAGACAGCUGCAAACAACCAUCCCCAAACUGUGUGGUUUGCAGUGAAGCAUGUGUGCUUUACAAAUUAAAUGCACAGAGCAAAGAUAAUGUAAAGGAGGUAACAGAAGGCCAGGACAAAGCACCAACUCGUGCAGUUUGCAAGCAAAAUGGGGCUUUAGGUUCAGAGAGACUUAAUCAAAUAGAGGAACAUCAAGUACUUAAACAAAAGAAGUAUGGAAAGGUGGAAGUACAUCAGUUGGGCAAGGCACAACAAGAACAGAAGUUAGAACAUCAGGAGAAAGCUAAAAUCAUACUGCAACCAAGUAUGUUGCACAGUUCUGAACUCUUACACAGCUCUUCAGCUGAGUUGAUGACAUCUAGAAAUACGAAGUUUGGAGGCGCUUCAGAGGAGAUUCUUGCUGUAAGAGGCAGUGAAAGUAAACUAUGUAGCACUUUACAAGAAGUUAAAACGCCAAAGAUUACCACAGAUUUUAUUAGUUCACAGUUUUUGAAGACUCAGGAUUUGGAGAUGGAAAACCAGAACCUUAAUUUAGGGUAUGAUGGGAUCCCUGGUGCCUUUGGAACUACAAAUAAACAAAGAGGAACUACAAAUAAACUAAGAGGACCUCUUCCAUUAAAAAUACAACCUGGAAGGGCAUGCAAAAAAGUUCCUAUGUUGUAUCAGCUAAAAACAGGAAGAAAAAUUAAAAAAAUUAAAAGUUCACCUUUCUUUGAGAUUCCCCUGGAAGUAUUCCCUAAACAGGAAAACACACUUCUGGAAUCUUUGUACUUUCCAUGUAAACCACCAGCAGUGGAAAAGGAAACAGCCAUGAGAUUUGCGCAUAUGCCAAGGCAGAGGGCCAAGGGGUGCAGUUUGUUGAACAGCUUGAAAUUUAGAAAAUGUACCAAAGACCCAGCAUUGUUGAGCAAAUUGUCUGCAAUGGCCAACAAGCUCCUGGCCCCUGCCAAAAGCAGCCGUCACUUAGAACGUCUGCCAUAUUCUUCAGAAAUUCUUCCAGUGGGUGACAGGUACAGCCAAUGUAGAGCUAAAAAUCUCUUGGAAGCCUUUUCUUGCAUUAACAGGAACGUACACUCACGCUGGGCUGACAGCUGGUGUACCAAGAUGUUCAGUUUUCAGCCUUUGGCCCUUUAUCCUGUACAAACUACCAAAAUACUUUCUUCAGACUUAAGCCACACGCCUCCGACCCCUUUCUUGGACACCUCCGUUUUCCCAAUUUCUUUUCACAUAAAAUUGGACUCCAGUCCUGUGACAGACCUCAGAGGGAUUACAUCCCAGCACUCUGUACAUCACAGCCCAGUUUUCAGAAAAACUCCAGCGCCAGCUUCAAAGUGGACUUUGUCUUUUCUCCUGUCUCAGAGCUGUUCAGAUACAACAGCUUUCAAGGAAGAUUCCAGUGUAAAUAAUGAGCUUCACUCCUCUCACUCCACAACAACCCCCAGGACUGUUGCUGUUCAUCCUGACCCCAGAAUAAACACUGUAGCUGGAAGAAGAGGAGGUUGUUCCACGCUUGGCCUUCACACAGUGUUAGCACUUUCUUCCCCUGGAUGUUACAGGAUUUGGACAAGAAGAAGAAACUUAACCAGUCAUAUUCCUACGAUCCAGAGACUUUUUAUAUCGCAGCUGGCACAGGGUUUGAAAGGGGACAGGUACCCGAGGUGUGUAUCCGAUGACCUCGUCUCCUCAUUGCCAUACUCACUGGGCAGGGUAUUGUCCAUAUGGAGUCAGCAUGGUCCUUCUGCCCGUCCUUCUGAAAUCACUUCUCUCCAUUCCAAUCACUGCAAGUGGCAGCCAAGUGUGGGCAUCGAGAACAGGGAGAGGCUGAAUUUAAAUAUAUUUGCCUUCACUUCUUUAAUACUAUCCUGUUUUGGCAGAAUGGCUAACUUUAUUUUCUUCUCCCUUGCAAAAUAUACACACCAUGCAUCAGAGUAUAUAAUGCAAAAGGUGAGCUACUUCAUUAGGUCUAUUCAGAGUGACUGCAGAGGAACUGGAUUUCUGAGCUGUGCCAUGUUACCACACUUACCUGUACAGAGUAUGGGAGCACUGCAGACCACAGGCCAUGUGAUUUGUCUGGAAACUUCAUUCCCUCUUCCAUUACCAAAGCCUCAUGCACUUCCAGAGUCACUGCCAUCUCCCCCCAGGCUUUCAGCAUCUGAGCUCCAGAUCCCUGCCCUUGAUGAAGCAGAUGCUUCUGUUCCAGCCUGUCUGAGAUCCCAAGAUGACACAGAACUGAAAAAAACUGAGCCAGAAAAGAGGCCAAAGAAAGUCUCACAGAUCCGAAUCAGGAAAACUGUUCCUAAGCCAGACCCUAACCUUACUCCAAUGGGACUACCCAAACCAAAAAGGCUUAAGAAGAAAGAAUUUAGUUUAGAAGAAAUUUACACAAACAAGAACUACAAGUCUCCUCCUCCUGCCAGGAGCUUGGAAACAAUCUUUGAGGAGCCCAAGGAGAAAAAUGGACACUUGAUCUCUGUCAGCCAGCAGAAGAGAAAGCGGAUUCUAGAGUUUCAGGACUUUACCCUUCCCCGGAAAAGGAAGAUACGAGGCAAAAUCAAAGCAGUGGGUAGUUUCACCCGAGCAAAAAGAGCUGCACUGCAGAGUGCAGAGUUAGAUGUUCUUCUGAGUCAGAAGCUAAUGGACCUUGAAGCCUUUUUUGCAGAGGAGGUUGAGCAGGAGCAAGCCUCCAGCAUCUGAGGGAGCCACUUAGCUGGAAAUGGUCCAAGUCAGCUUCUUUAGUAUUUUCUUCUUGGGAGAAAUCUGCUGACUUCCUCAUACCUUACUCUGCCACUCUGUUCUAACAUCUGAUAAUCAGUUUUUGGCUGUGACCCUCUUUAAGGUGCUAUUUUUUUUUUUUAAAAUGCUGUUGGAGGGAUUCUUUUAAGUCCCUGUUUGAGUGUAACACAGCCACAUGAAAUUUAUACUUCCUUUCUCAACCUCUGGAAAUUACUGGUUAUAUUUAAUUAAUUAUGUUUAAAAUAUCUUUUGGGGGUAGAGUAGGAGUGUCAAGGAGGAAGUAGUGCACCUUCAGUGAUGCUUAAACUCUGUACUCCAGAUCAUUUGCACAUUUGAGUCUGCUUUUGUUACUGUAAUGGCUAUUUUUAACAAGCUGACAAAAGAGAUAUGAUGUUUGCUAAAGAAAAAUUCUAGCAAACACAUUCUUGAUAUACCACUAACCUUUUGAUAAUUAAAAGUAGCUGUCUAGGUUUGGGUUCAAUUGUUUCUUCCUUCUGUUAACUUAGAAGGUUCCUUCUAAGUUUCUUUGCCCUUCCUGGCUCCAGGCAGCAGAAGCCUCACAUAAUUAGACUUUAAAUAACUUGCACUUUGUAUAAAGUUUUCUUUUUGUUUAACAUGAUUCAACUCAAAAAAGGGUAAUUUUUAAAGGAAAAAUGGUGCCCAGUACUAUUUUUUCCCAAAUAGCAGAUUUUUUAACUUAAUUGGCUGAUGCCAACCUCUACUCCAGAGGAAAAGGUAACUGGUCCAUGAGGAUGUUAAGGUGCAGGAUACAUAGGCAGAGAUUUUACUAAGUUGAGCUGCUGCAUGCGGGGAACACCAGCAAAAUCUUUGAUACUUCUUUUAAAGUUAUUUUAAUUCCAUUCAUACUAACUUGAUUUUAGUGUCAACAAGAAGGGGUUUUUUACCAUUUUAGAUUUACAAUUCCUGUAGGUCAUAAUUAGAUAUUCUCUGUACAGCACUGUUGUACAUAAUAGCCAGUGUUGUACAAAGAGCCUCUGACUAUGUGGACAUUGUUUCCAUUGUGUAAAGCCGUAUGUAAUUAUCUGAUGCAGCACUGGGCAAUUUCUCAGCUCUACCUUUGAAGGAAGAGAGCUCCCUUCUGGCAUAACUUCUGUUAAAUUUAACUUGAAGCAUAAAUCCAAUGCCAGCUGCAGUUCAGGUAAUUUCUGUCCUUUAGUGCCUAGAGAAGUUAUUCAGGCAAAGCUGUCGUUGCUGGGAUGCUCAAAUUUAAUUAGUCUGUUCUUUCUUUCACUUGUCACUUGAACUUGCACUUUCUUAUUUAUCUACCCAUAUAAUAGAGUUUCUAUUUACCUUCAAAUAGAGUGAAUAUCUAGUGGGUGGGUAUUUUUUAUAAAGUCCCAAUGAAUUCAGGACUGCAAAUACCAUCAUUAUCUUCUGUUGCUCUACCACUUCUGUUACUGACCAAACAGAAAACUAAAUAUUAACAAGCAAUCUGUUGAAUUUCAGAGCUUUUGAGAGUAGAGAAAUGGAAGAGGAUUAUUACACUGUGUGUGCCUGAGGCUUGAAAGAAAUCUAAUCUGGGUUUGUUUUGCUCCCAGCUUAUGUGCUGGGAUUUAAAAAAGUUUAUAUUCUUGUUUUGAAGGCUAAUUAUGUAUAAUCAGGAAGACUGAAGAAAAGAGAGGAGUGCACACUUAGAGUAGUAGUGUUUAGAGUUUGAGGGUAAAAUAACAAAGCAAACUUUGAACAUAAUAUUGACAUAGUAUUUUUCUGGUUAACCUAUUGGGCUGUUGUAGAACAUUCUAAUUGAUCCUCUUUAUUUUUGUAAAAAGAAAUCCCUAAAAAACAAAGGUCAGCUGCCUCCUAAAAAAAUGUUUGAAAGUUUCCCUAUGCUGGCUUAUUAGUUGGAAGCAGUAGCAAGAGUGAGAGAUAUAUUUUUAUGGAUUUAUGCUAUAGAAUAGGAUUGUUACAGAGCAUUCAUUCUCCUAUUAAUAUGGGAGGCUUCCAGUGCUGUGACACAAUUAAGCUGUAAUUUUACUGGGGCUUUCAAGGAAAUAAAGAUUGGGGUGGGGGGAAGAGACUUAGGUCCAGGAAAAGUUCAGACCUCAAAUGUGCUUCAAAACAUGGAAUGUGUUGAAUCUUUUCCUUUGGGUUCUGUUGGGUUUUGUUUACUUUGUUUAGGGUAGGGUUUUUUAUUUUCUUCUCUUCCCUGCUCUCUUAUUUCUGAUUGAAAUAAGAAUUCUUAACUUUUUUUUUUUUUUUUUCUACAAGCUACAGCAGAGAGAGCAGAGCAAAGAAAACACUCAAAUUCUCUUUGGUUUACAGUAAUUGGAGGAGUUACAAGAUGAUGUUGCAGUUGUCUAGCUUCUCCCAGACCCCAAAUACACAGCAUUACUCUCUUUUGGUUUAGUGUUUGUAUGACAAUGUAAGCUAGUGGAGACCAAGCAUCUUUUCCCCCACUCCAGCAUAUACAGGUGUCAGUCCUGCUUGUGCACUUUCUUGUUUUUUCCUUUCCCACCUCUGUUCCUGUUUACAGCACUCAUGGAACAGCCUUGUCCUUUCAUGGACAGUUCCUUGUGGCUGCUGCUUGUACACUGCAAGUGAUGACUGGGGCAAAAGCUGGGCAUUUGCCAUUCUGAGCUGCUUCUGUCACAGAUAAUUGAAAGAAAAAAGUGUAGGGGAUUCAGCUUUUGGGGUCUUGCAUAUAUCCCUAGCAGGAGGAUAUGUACAUUUGCCUUUUCAUUAAGGAACACACUCCAGUGAGGAUGUUUGGUAUCACAGUGGAAAGUACAUCACAGACUGAUGACUAGAACAGCUUGAGAAGGAUUGCAAAGCUUUUGCCAUGUUCUGUCUCUUAGUAGUAAGUUAUGCAGAGCCAGGCAGCUCUUUGCUAAAUUUGCUGAUUGUAAGAGAUAGAAAGAUCACCUUCCAAAAAAAAAAAAAAAAAAAAGGAAGAAGAAGAUCAUUGUUUUCAUCAUGCUAUGACUGGAGUAGCUAAGGCUCCUUAAUGUAUGGUACAGCAUUUGCCUGGCUGGCUUGUGUCUGCAUACAUUUGAGUUCUGGUGCUUGCUGGAUACGAUUUUGAUUUCCUGCAAGCAGUUCUCAUUCAUUGUAUUUUUAUUUCAGGUGGGCCUUUGGUAUAUUAUGUUCCAGGUGCUUUUCUAGAAUAUGGAUGGUAACUGUGGAUUAAAAGUCUGUAUGAUGCUAUCAAGUUAUCAAAAAGCUCAAUGAGAAUUUGUACACUUGUGCCAUUAGCCUCCAUCAUGCUCUUGGCAUUUUGUUUCUGUUCAAUAUUGUGUGAAUCUAAAAUUUUACUGUUUCUUUUGUGUGUGUUUUUAAUUUAUGGAAAUAAAAUUUUUCU